This is a messenger RNA of Lontra canadensis (Northern American river otter), 342 nucleotides long. RefSeq names its product keratin-associated protein 6-5-like. The record is from RefSeq and is a predicted model, not a curated record. The coding region runs from base 1 to 342 and encodes 113 amino acids. The transcript has 2 exons. NCBI's taxonomy places the organism in Eukaryota, Metazoa, Chordata, Mammalia, Carnivora, Mustelidae.
AUGGAUGGUAAGAGUAACACUUCUCCUCUCCUCAUCUACCCAACAACAACCUCAACAACCAACACCAUGUGUGGCAGCUACUAUGGAGGCUGUGGCUAUGGACGCUGCGGCUAUGGAGGCUGUGGCUAUGGAGGCUAUGGCUACGGAGGCUGUGGCUGCGGAGGCUGUGGCUACGGAGGUCUGGGCUGUGGCUAUGGCUCCAGCUAUGGCUGUGGCUUCCGCAGACUGGGAUGUGGCUAUGGCUGUGGCUCUGGUUGUGGCUACGGCUAUGGGUCCCGCUCCCUCUGUGGCUGUGGCUAUGGCUGUGGCUCUGGCUGUGGCUAUGGCUAUGGCUGUUACUAA